Molecule: messenger RNA, 1659 nt
Organism: Cylicocyclus nassatus
Lineage: Eukaryota; Metazoa; Nematoda; Chromadorea; Rhabditida; Strongylidae
Source: the annotation of a GenBank genome assembly
AUGGCAGUUUCAUAUGCUCCUGCUGGUCGAGCGGCAGUGAACGAGUUUCAUCGUAGAUUAGAUGAUGAUGUUAUUUACUGGAGACGGAUGCAGCAACUAUCCGUCUUCCAAGAACCAUCCUCUGUCACUUCAGUAGCUUUCUGCCCUAAAAAGCCUUACAACGUUGCAUCUACUAGUUCCGUUCGGCUCUCGUUGUAUGAUAUUGUAGAAUGUGAACCCAUAAAUAUGUUCAGUAGAUUCAAGCAAGCUGUACAUGGUGUGCGGUUUCGACAUGAUGGAGAGUUGGUCGCAAUUGGCGGCGAGGAAGGAAAAAUACGUGUUUUUGACGUCACUCGCACCAGUGGCACUGGCAAAACUCCGUUGCGUAGUGUACGUGCAAGUCAGAGCAGUGUCCGUUGUGUUGAGUUCUCCUCUUGCGGUAAAAAAUUGUAUUCUAUGGCGAGUGAUGGAAUAGUCAAACAGUGGGAUAUAGCUGAUACAAGUUCAAAGCCAACUUUGGAAUUCACAGCUCAUAAGGAUGCCAUUCGAGCAAGCGCUAUUUCUGCCCCCAAUGAAAGUCUUCUUUUGACCGGAGGAUAUGAUCACAAAGUAAAAUUAUGGGAUUGUCAGUGUGUAAACGAUGGUCCUACCGUGGAAGUGGAUGCCAACUUCCCUGUUGAAAGCGUUGUGUUUCUCAAUAAUGAGCACUUGAUAGCCACUGCUGCUAGUCCCAUCGUCAGAAUUUGGGAUGUAGCCGCUGGAGGGAGGCAACUGAUGCCACUACAGCAGCAUCAUAAAACAGUCACUUCCCUUUGCUUAGCCAAAAAUGAUUUUACAUUGCUUCAUUCGAUGUCUAUGGCUGCACCAGUGUUGAGUCUAGCAAUAUCGCCGGAUGAUCAGACAAUGGCUGUAGGCAUAGGUCAACUUCUGGCCAUUCACCGUCGAGAGCCGGAGUCUAAAGCUAUGGUAUGUGCACAAGUCGCAGACAGUUGCACGAUGGUGCGUACUGCUGCACCCAAAGUGCGAGUACAGGAGGCAGGAAAACCAAGAGAAACUAGGGAGAUUAGUGCAAAAUCUAGUGAUCAGCAUCGCUUGUCAAAGAUUGAUACACUUUUGAAAGGUUAUCAACACUCUGCUGCGAUCCGAAAGAUGUUUCAUUCUUAUUACUUUCACACCAAAAAGGAGGAGGAGAAACUUCUGAAUAAGUCACUGCAGCGCGGUGGCGAUCCGUACUUUGACACUUUAUGUCGCACACUACACGGGAUUAGCGAGCUUUGCUUACCAUCUGUUGUCAACGCUUUAAUAUCAUGGCAUCAGCGAAUGGAACUGAAGAUCAACGAGAGCAUCAAUCCAGGUGCUGAUAAUCGUGUGCUUGUCAAGAAACUACUUGCUGUCAACUAUUUGUUUUGCAUAGUUCCCAUAGAAAUUCUCCCACAGCAAGUGCAGUAUAAGGAUCCGACUACACUGGGCGUCAACAAUACUAACAGUCUCGUCGUAGCUGAAACUUAUGCAGAGGUUAUUGGUGUCUUGUCAGAAACUCAUUUCACUCAGAUUCACAAGCAAUUCAUGGCAAUACUCACUGACUUGAAGAAAGACAGUUUACCAACUGUCAGCCACAAUAUGAUCUCUCUUUUAAUGGCUAUGAAGUUUGUAAAGGUUAAGACGAGUUCAAAUGUUUGA